Fusarium sp. VM40 is the source of this 2337-nucleotide messenger RNA. The record is from the annotation of a GenBank genome assembly. NCBI's taxonomy places the organism in Eukaryota, Fungi, Ascomycota, Sordariomycetes, Hypocreales, Nectriaceae.
AUGUCUCAGUUCACCAGGGAUAGUGACGCCAAGCUGCGAGCAGCAUGUGAUCGAUCUCACGAGCUCAAUAUUCGAUGUACCCGAACUGGAGGUACAGAAAGCCGGUGCGACUGGUGCGACAAGAAUGACAUCGACCUCGGAUACAUGUAUUCUGGACCCUUCAGAGGACUCAGCCGACUUUCUCGUAAACUGGGCUCGUCCGAAGGCUCGAUUCGACGUCCCGCGUUUGGUGAGGAUGACAGCAAGACAACGCUAAUCUUCCACCCAGGCAUGCUCGACAACGCCUUGCAGGGCCUGUUUGCUGCACACAGCGCUCCAGGUGAUGGGAGACUGUGGUCCAUGCGAGCCCCUACUGCGUGCCGCAGGGUCUCGCUGGUACCAUCGCUCUGCGGUCGCAACAUGACAGAGGAAGUCGACUUUGACUGCACCCUUACAGACUCACGCAAUGAUUUCAUCACAGGCGAUGUCGAGGUGUAUACUUCGGCAUACGCUCAGCGAAUCAUUGAAAUAGAGGGGCUGAGCUUCUCACCCUUUGCUGCAGCCACCGAGAAGGACGACAGGCAACUUUUCCAAGAGCAGAUUUGGUGUGUCAACGAGGCGGAUGGGCCUCUAGUGCUGGGUGACAAGUUCCCAACGGCUGAGGAAAGAAGUAAAGCCAUGGACGCUGAGCGGGCUGCCUUCUUCUACCUUAAGAAGCUCCAUCUAUCUGUCCCAUCCGACCAGCGUAGUCAAUUGCCCUGGUACCUUCAGUCCUUGCUAGACAAUGCCGAGCGACUUUACGAACUGGUCUGUAACGGAAAGUACUCUUAUGCACCUCAAUCCUGGAGUCAGGACACCGAGGAGGAAGCUUACACCAUGAUGAACGGUUAUGGACUUGAAGACGCCGAAUUCAACCUGACCAAAGCUGUGGGCGAAAACCUGCCCCUAGUCGAUGUACUCAAGGGGGAGACCAACAUUCUCCAAUACAUGACGCAGAACAACUAUCUCGACCGAUACUAUACGCAUGCUAUCGGCUUUGGCUGGCUCGACCUUUUGAUCUCUGGGGUUGUCGGUCAGAUUGCCGACAAGCACCCACAGAUGCGAUUUUUGGAGAUUGGUGCUGGCACAGGUGGCGCCACGGGUGCCGUUCUAGAGCGAAUUGGACAGGCAUAUUCAUCCUACACGUACACUGACAUCUCGAGCGGUUUCUUUGAGCGUGCAGGAGCCAAGUUUCAGGACCAUGCUGGCAAGAUGCUGUUCAAGAUGCUGGAUAUAGAGAAGGACCCCGUCACCCAAGGUUUUACUGAGCACAGUUAUGAUAUCAUAUUGGUCGCAAAUGUUCUUCAUGCUACAAAGAACUUGAGCGAGACUUUGCAGAACACGCGACGUCUCUUGAAGCCUGGAGGCUUCUUGGUGCUCAUGGAAAUCUUGGGUAACGAUGUGAUGCGAAUCGGCUUGGUCAUGGGUGGUUUGCCCGGAUGGUGGGUUGGCAAAGAUGACGGUCGACGAUGGGGCCCAACUACCACGAUCGACGAGUGGGAUUCCCUCCUUAAGGGAACAGGCUUUGCCGGAGUCGACACCCAUACUCCAAUGCCGGACACAGUGCAGAUGCCCGGAUCCGUUUUUGUGGCACAAGCCAUAGACGAUCGCAUCGCCAAGUUGCGAGAUCCUCUCCGACAUGAUGCGCUGCCAUCCACAGAGUCAGGUGAUGUUGAAGUUAUUCAGAAUGGGCACACGACUCCUCAUGACAAGUCAAAAGAAAAGACCCAUCUAGUAGUUGUGGGAGGAAAGUCAACUUCGGGGGGCAAGCUGACGAGUGCUAUCAUUUGUCUACUUGGUCCAUUUUUCGCACAGAUCCACGUUCCCGACAUUGACAGCAAGGAAGUCCUCACGAAAGUUCCCCAUGAUGUCAACCUGCACAUUGUGUCUCUAGUAGAGCGCGAUCUUGACGGCAGAUUCUUCCACAACAUCAGCAAAUCGACGUGGCAGAACUUCCAGCACCUGUUGGGCGCUUCACCUGCCAGUCUGCUCUGGGUAGUGACCAACACCCGUAAUGGAAAUCCACUAGGUGCAAUUGGAACUGGUCUCUUCCGGUCUCUCUUUUACGAGCUUCCCGAGGCCAAGUUCCAGGUCCUGGAUCUUGAUGAAAAAGCCACUCAAGCUAUUGAUAGCAGUGCGGCUUUGAUCGCAAAUCUUAUGCAGCAAUCAAGACUGGCAACAGAAGCCUCAUCAACAACAGUCUCAUCUGCUUUGACGCCCACGACAUCGGAAGAUGGCGGCCAUUCUAUGAGCGACGACACUGCCUCAGUCAAGAUGUUAUGGACUACUGAGCCGGAGCUUUAUCUAGAUGACGGCUAG